CUUUUGCAGUUUGCAAAGCCCAAGCAUUGGGCAAUUGUGGUUUCCUCCGGAGAGAAGGAACUCAGGCUCGCCAACCCUGACCCUGGGCUUCUGAGCCUCAGCUGCUCUGGCAUGGAGAGUGUGGUACAGCCUUCAGUGUUUGUGGUGGAUGGACAGACAGACAUCCCAUUCAGGCGGCUGGGACAGAACCACAGGAGACGGCACUGCGGCACUGUCCAGGUCAGCCUGGCCCUGCUGCUGCUGCUGGGUGCUGGGCUGGCCACUGAGGGCUGGUUUCUCCUGAGACUGCAUCAGCGUCUUGGGGACAUAGUAGCUCAUCUGCCAGAUGGAGGCAAAGGCUCCUGGGAGAAGCUGAUACAAGAUCAACGAUCUCACCAGCCCAACCCAGCAGCACAUCUCACAGGAGCUAACGCCAGCUUGAUAGGCAUUGGUGGACCUCUGUUAUGGGAGACACAACUUGGCCUGGCCUUCCUGAGGGGCCUGACGUAUCAUGAUGGGGCCCUGGUGACCACCGAGGCUGGCUACUACUACGUGUACUCCAAAGUGCAGUUGAGUGGUGUGGGCUGCCCCCAGGGGCUGGCCAAUGGCCUCCCCAUCACCCACGGGCUGUACAAGCGCACAUCCCGAUACCCCAAGGAGUUAGAACUGCUGGUCAGCCGGCGGUCACCUUGUGGCCGGGCCAACAGCUCCCGAGUCUGGUGGGACAGUAGUUUCCUCGGCGGAGUGGUACAUCUGGAGGCCGGAGAAGAGGUGGUGGUCCGCGUGCCUGGAAACCGCCUGGUCAGACCACGUGAUGGCACGAGGUCCUAUUUCGGAGCUUUCAUGAUCUGAAGGCUAUGACGACAAUGGAUUUUGUGGAGGGACCUGUCAAGGACUCACCUCAAACCCAGCAACCGGGUUUGAAGUCCCCCCUUUAAGGAGCCCUGAACUCUGCAGGUGGUGUAUUCGGAAGGGUGUGAACCGCUGACCUGCUUUGGGCAAUCUUCAAAUCGGAGACCUAGAGACUUGGGGUAUGAAACCCAGGAGUGUGGGGGUCAGUCCAUUUGCCUGAUAUUCAGGAAGAAAGAAUAAAGCUGGAGUAUUUAUGCUUCUGAUGCAGACACCAAGAUUUGGGCUUUCUGGGUUUUGGGCUGGAGGUAAGAAACCUCUCCAGAGUGUCAUCAGGACCAUGGUGGCAGCACUUGGUCCACACUUGCCACCACACACUGGACUCUCCCAUCCAUCCACUGCGUUGGGGUUUCCAGUCACCAAAACAGCAUUGGCCCUGGGCUGCAACUGGCCAGCUACCAGCUUCUGAGCACUACAUCCUUCAGGGACAUCUUGAUGGGACCUCAGUGCUCAGCCCAACCCGCAGCAGCGACAGACAUGGCAGUAAUGGUUGAUCAGAGGGGAAGGGAGAAAAGGGAAGAAAGGAGGAAAUGCAGAAAAGAAGGGGGGGGGGACAAAACCAAAAAACAAAACAAAGGAUGAAGAGGCAGGGAAGGGGAGCGCCACCCUCCAGGGUGCUUUAUUCAACACAAUUAGAACAGAUUGUGUCAGGCUUACUGGACCCCUGGGGUUGAUGAAGACAGAGGGCUUGAGAUAUGGCUCAGUGGGUCAAGUGCAGUUUUAUGAGGAUCUGAGUUUGAAUCCCCAGAACCCAUAUAAAGACACAGAUGUGGUGAUGGACACUUGGCAGACCCAUCAGGGAAGGGAGACAGGAGGAGCCCUGGGGUUCACUGGCCAGGCAGUCUAGCUAUCAGUGAGCUCCAGGUUCAGGGAGAGACCUGUCCUAUGAAAGGUAGCGAGGUCCUCAGGCUAAUCUCUGACCUUACAUGCAGGACACAUGAAUAACGAAUAAAAUAAAAACACUAAAUAAUAGUAUUUGAGAGGCACUUUAUGUGUUC
Molecule: messenger RNA, 1886 nt
Organism: Rattus norvegicus (Norway rat)
Lineage: Eukaryota; Metazoa; Chordata; Mammalia; Rodentia; Muridae
Gene: Tnfsf14
Product: TNF superfamily member 14
Exons: 4
Coding region: 112-831 (239 amino acids)
Biological process (GO): positive regulation of non-canonical NF-kappaB signal transduction; T cell costimulation; cellular response to mechanical stimulus
Cellular component (GO): decoy receptor complex; tumor necrosis factor receptor superfamily complex; extracellular region
Molecular function (GO): cytokine activity; tumor necrosis factor receptor binding; signaling receptor binding
Source: RefSeq, marked validated